Lodderomyces beijingensis is the source of this 903-nucleotide messenger RNA. Lineage: Eukaryota; Fungi; Ascomycota; Pichiomycetes; Serinales; Debaryomycetaceae. The record is from the annotation of a GenBank genome assembly.
AUGAGUUCGACAAACUGUAGAUUCUACGAGAACAAGUAUCCCGAGGUGGAUGAAGUCGUCAUGGUCAACGUGCAAGAGAUAGCCGAGAUGGGAGCCUACGUCAAACUCUUGGAGUACGACAACAUCGAAGGAAUGGUCUUGUUGUCCGAGUUGUCCAGAAGACGUAUACGUUCGAUCCAGAAAUUGAUCAGAGUGGGGAAAAACGAAGUUGCAGUUGUAUUGAGAGUCGACAAGGAAAAAGGCUACAUUGACUUGUCCAAGAGAAGAGUCUCAGCUGAAGAUAUAGUCAAGUGUGACGAAAGGUAUAACAAGUCCAAAGCUGUGCAUUCGAUAUUGAGACACUGUGCUGAAAAGUUCAACGCUUCGUUGGAGAACUUGUACGAGACCGUGUGCUGGCCGUUGAGCAGAAAAUACGGCCAUGCUUACGAUGCCUUCAAAUUGUCCAUCACCGACCCCACCAUAUUCGACGGCCUUGAAGCUCCUUCUGCGGGUAUCUUGGAAGAGUUGAAGUUGUACAUUUCAAGAAGAUUGACCCCGCAGGCAAUCAACAUCAGAGCCGACGUUGACCUCCAGUGUUUCACUUAUGAAGGCAUCGACGCCAUCAAAACCGCAUUGAAAGCUGCCGAGUCCGUUUCAACUGAGCAAAUGCAAGUCAAGGCCAAAUUGGUGGCUGCCCCCUUGUACUUCCUCACCGUGCAAUCCUUGGACAAGAACCAAGGUAUCGCGCUUUUAGAAUCAGCUAUAGAAAAAAUCACUGAAAGCAUAGAAGCAAGUGGCGGCCUCUGUAAGGUGUCUAUGGCACCAAAAGCUGUCACUGCCACUGAAGACGCUGAACUCGAGCGUAUGUUGGAGAGCAAAGAAGCCGACGACAGGUUGGACUCGGAUGAAGAAGAAAAUGAAUAG